AUGUCUGCAACUAGGUCACAGAAACCAUCCAUGAUCUCGCCGUCUCGUCCUCGCAGAUCGCCGGGGACUAUUCCGACGAAACGGCCGGAAACUCCUUCCUCUCAGUAUUCUGCCUCCCUGGCUGCUUCUUCGAGUCCACUCCCACGCUCUAGUCCAAGCCCGUCUACCUCCUCCGUUGAUCGGACAUCCGCCGCCGCCUCCGGUACGGCUGUUGCUUCUAAACUGAAGGAGAAUAUCACGGUCACGAUUCGCUUCCGUCCUCUCAGUCCACGAGAGGUCAAUAAUGGAGAUGAGAUUGCUUGGUAUGCUGAUGGAGACUACACUAUUAGAAAUGAGUACAAUCCAGCUCUUUGCUAUGGCUUUGACAGAGUAUUUGGUCCACCAACCACUACCCGCCGUGUUUAUGAUAUUGCUGCUCAGCAAGUUGUAAGUGGGGCAAUGUCAGGAAUAAAUGGUACUGUGUUUGCUUAUGGAGUUACUAGCAGUGGGAAGACUCAUACAAUGCAUGGUGAGCAAAGGUCACCUGGCAUAAUUCCGUUGGCGGUAAAGGAUGUAUUCAGCAUUAUUCAGGAGACACCAGAACGGGAAUUUCUUCUUCGUGUUUCAUAUCUUGAGAUAUACAAUGAGGUCAUUAAUGACUUGCUAGAUCCGACAGCGCAGAAUCUAAGAAUACGAGAGGAUUCUCAGGGCACAUAUGUUGAAGGUAUUAAAGAUGAGGUUGUGUUAUCCCCUGCGCAUGCUCUAUCCCUCAUAGCAUCUGGAGAAGAACACAGGCAUGUUGGUUCAAAUAAUGUCAAUCUUUUUAGCAGUCGGAGCCACACAAUGUUCACCUUGACUAUAGAGAGCAGUCCACAUGGAAAGGGAGAGGAUGGGGAAGAUGUUACUCUCUCUCAAUUGCACCUUAUUGAUCUCGCUGGGUCUGAAAGCUCUAAAACUGAAAUAACUGGACAGCGGAGGAAAGAGGGCUCUUCCAUCAAUAAAAGUUUACUCACCCUUGGCACCGUUAUAUCUAAAUUGACAGACACCAAGGCAGCUCAUAUACCCUACAGAGAUUCUAAACUUACACGUCUGUUGCAGUCAACACUUAGUGGUCAUGGACGAGUAUCACUUAUUUGCACUAUCACACCUGCAUCCAGCACAAGUGAAGAAACGCACAACACACUGAAAUUCGCUCAGAGAUGCAAGCAUGUUGAAAUUAAAGCUUCACGAAAUAAGAUUAUGGAUGAAAAGUCCCUUAUAAAAAAGUAUCAGAAAGAAAUAUCCUGUUUACAAGAGGAACUUACGGAAUUGAAGCGCGGGGUUUCUAUGUCCACGUCUAACCAAGAAGAUUUUUCUGAUCGAAAACUUCAGGUUAAACUCCAGUCAAGGUUGGAUGAGGAGGAAGAAGCCAAAGCAGCUCUAAUGGGAAGAAUUCAGCGAUUGACAAAAUUAAUCUUGGUUUCAACAAAAACUUCACUGCCAACAAAAACUUCUGUGAAACCUGACCAUAUAUGGAGGCAUACUUUUGGAGAGGAUGAGCUAGCUUACUUGCCCGAUAGAAGACGGGAGAACAUGCCUGAUGAUGAUGCAGUAAGCACAGUUUCUGAACAUUUGAAGGAGUCAAGAGAUGGAACUACUAGUCUGGACGAGAUGACAAAGGACCGGAAAAAGAAUAAGGCUCGUGGAAUGCUUGGGUGGCUAAAACUGAAAACUGAUGGUAACCAGUGCUCUGCAAGUGGAUCUCCUUCAUCAUCCUCUAAUUCUUCUCAAACAAAAUCAACCAGAAGAGAAAGUGCAGCAACUAACAAGUCUUUUCCAGAAAGAACUGUUGCAGUAGACCUUUCUCCGACUGGAACUACUAUUGCGGAUCAAAUGGAUCUUCUUCACGAGCAAACAAAAAUACUAGUCGGAGAAGUAGCGUUGCGUACCAGUUCAUUGAAUAGGCUUUCUGAGCAAGCUAUUCGCAACCCUGAAGAUUUUCAUAUCAGAGAUCAAAUACAGAAACUGGAAGAUGAAAUCAGCGAAAAGAAGGAUCAAAUACGUGCACUCGAGCAACAGAUGUUUGGAACUUUCAGAAUGAGUCAUACAACAGACGCUCUUGGAAUGUCUCAGGUUCUGUCAAAGCUCACUAUGCAACUAAAUGAGAAAAUCUUUGAACAUGAGAUUAAGUCUGCAGACAAUAGGAUACUUCAGGAGCAGCUCCAGAUGACUAAAUCAGAGAACGCUGAGAUGCAAGAGACAAUCAUCCUGCUAAGGCAACAACUAGAUUCCUUAGCCGGAGACGAAUCAUCAGGGAAGAAUCCUCACAACAGAAAUGGCGAAGAGUCGGAGAUCUACUCUGGAGCAGGAACACCGACUAGCGUGAUGAGCUUAAAUAGAGUAUUUGCUCAGGAGGAGACUAAAGAGACAACUCUCAACUCUCAGGCUUUGGAAAUAGAGAAUAUGAAGAAGGAGAAAAUGAGAUUGAUUGAGGAAAAAGAUGAGCUCGGAAAACUUAAUAAGAAAUUAACCGAAGAAGCUUCUUACGCUAAAGAAUUGGCGUCUGCUGCAGCAGUGGAACUCCAGAAUUUGGCUGAAGAAGUUACCAGACUCUGCCAUGAAAACGCGAAACUGAGCAGGUGA
Messenger RNA from Microthlaspi erraticum, 2601 nucleotides. NCBI's taxonomy places the organism in Eukaryota, Viridiplantae, Streptophyta, Magnoliopsida, Brassicales, Brassicaceae. The record is from the annotation of a GenBank genome assembly.